Messenger RNA from Cajanus cajan (pigeon pea), 2101 nucleotides. Its product is annotated as putative WRKY transcription factor 53. The record is from RefSeq and is a predicted model, not a curated record. Gene Ontology annotation, biological process: regulation of DNA-templated transcription. Gene Ontology annotation, molecular function: DNA-binding transcription factor activity; transcription cis-regulatory region binding. Gene Ontology annotation, cellular component: nucleus. Lineage: Eukaryota; Viridiplantae; Streptophyta; Magnoliopsida; Fabales; Fabaceae.
AUUAUUUUCUAAUCCCAUACACACAAAACCUCAAGAUCUAUUCUUAUUCCCUUUCCCAUUUUGUGUCCUUUUACCAUCACAAAAACCAACUCCGAUUUUGUUUUUUGUUUGUUUGGUCAAUGUCGCAUAUUGCGGCUAUGUUUCACUUCCUUUUUGGUUCAUCAUAAUGUCCCAUUCAAGCCUUCUUUGACAUAAGUUUCUUCAUUUUCAAUCUCGAUCUCAUAUGCUCUUUCCGGAGAGCUUCUCCACCAAUCGUUUACCAUAUUCUUUGGUGCCUUCAUAGACUAGACCAAGGCUUAAAAGAAGUCCUCUACUUCAAUUUUUAUUCUUGACUCUAGUGUCAAGGUUUUUCAAUUCACUUCACCCCUUCGAUAGUAUUUUAUUGUAAUUGCUCACAUAUCAAAUAUCGCAAUAAAAUUACGAUCAUCAAGCAUGGGAGAUUGGGAUUGUAGCAACCUCAUUCAUGUGCUACAACAAGGCAUGGAAGUGGCAAAGCAACUCCAAAUCUCUCUCCACGCGCCUUAUUCGUCGCAAGAAAGCCACGAGCUUCUAAUCGAGAAGAUCAUAGACGCAUUUGAAAAGGCUCUUAAAAUGGUGAACUUGAAGAUGGGGUUAGUGGGUCGUCCUUCUUCACAAAUGUUGCACUCAAGGGUUGCAAUUCGAACUUCACAAUCACCACCUUUGAGCGGAAGUCCUCGCAAUGGAAACUCAGACAAAGAUCUGAGGGAAAUCAACCGUAGUUCCCCCAACGAAAGGAGGACUAAACCAAGUUGGACAAAACAGAUUCGAGUUACCCCGGGGAUGGGAGUGGAAGGGUCUCUUGAUGAUGGAUAUACUUGGAGAAAAUAUGGCCAGAAAAGCAUACAUGGAGCUAAGUAUCCAAGAGGCUAUUAUAGAUGUGCCCAAAGAAAUUUUGAAGGUUGCAUGGCCACAAAGCAAGUGCAAAGAUCCGAUCAAGACCCAACAGUGUUUGAAAUCCAUUACCGGGGAAACCACACAUGCACAAUGGCUUCCUUUGCAGUUCCAACAUUAGGGAUCCCAGAAAAUCAAGAACCAAAUUUUACUACAAUUCCACAGCAGCAACCAAGUGAUGCUAUGAAUCUCCAUUUACGGCUAGGAGUCCUAACGGAGAACCUAGAUCAAUCGUUUGCCUCAUCAUUCCACCAACUUUUGACUUCAACUAUAAAAAAGGAAGAGCAAGUUUUCCCUUCCCCAAUCAUUGAAAACAACUAUGCUCAAAAUUUCAAUUGCCCUUCUUAUGUGUCCCCAUCUGACACAACUUAUUUUUCGGUUGACAACUUUAGAGGGCACCCUUUGGCAAGUUCUGGAAGUGAGGUCAAUGACAUGAUUUCAGCGGUUACAUCAGCUGCUAACUCUCCAACACUUGCAAGCUUAAACUUCCCAUUUGAUCAGUUUCAUAUAUUAGACGGCCAAAACUUUACCUUUGAUAACUCACCAUUCUCCUAAAAUUUUAGUAAUUUCGCAACCCAAUUUCUUUGUCAACCCCUUUGUUUUUCUAUUCAUUUAUUUUUGUCAUGGUAUAAAUCAAUGUCCACAAUCAUCUUCUCGAAUCAAGUAAAAUUAUUAUGGACAACAAAAUUCUCCCUUCACCCUGAUGAAGUUGAAUAAGAUUACUGUGGACAACAAAAUUUAACUGCACAAUCAAAAUUACAUUGUUCAUAUAAGUUAUCUUGAUCACUUUUUUCCCAAUCUCUACUUCAUAGUGUAUGAACCGUUAACCUACCUGAAAAUAUUAAUUUUCAAUCCUAGUCAUACCAGAUUCAAGGGACCUAAAUAGCGGGUAUGAAAAUAUUUAUCUGUAUGUCUUGAUUAACCACUUGUUUCGUAUAGUAUUUUUUUUCUUCUCCUUUCUCUCUUUUCGGUCUUUUAAGAAACAGUGUUUAGGUUUGCUCACACGAUGGGAUUCAAUCGAGUGUAUGCACCUAGAAGAGAAUGAAAGGCACGGGGUUGGUUACCGAUCUUAGGACAUGUCAAAGUUAGUUGUUUGUCUAGUCUUAUGCGACUUGAGUCACGGGAAGACAAAAUUGACCGUGCAUUAUAUUUGUUUCCGAAUUAAUAUCAAAUAAAGUUUUCGUUUAAU